GAAAGGAUGCUGGAGGUCGACAGAAGAAACUCUGGAAUCUGGAAUCGACUCUCUUCCACUGGCAGUUGCGGAAUCUAAUCUUUGGAAAUAAGGUCCUCAAGGCGGUCAAGGUCCUCUCAAAAAUUGAACUUCUCGUCACUUUCAUCAUUCGCC
This is a messenger RNA of Amoebophrya sp. A25, 153 nucleotides long. NCBI's taxonomy places the organism in Eukaryota, Dinophyceae, Syndiniales, Amoebophryaceae. The record is from the annotation of a GenBank genome assembly.